AUGAGCCGAGAGGAGGAGCCUAUCUGCGACCUGCUCGGCCUUCUGCUGAGCAACAGAAGGCCCACCGGCGCCGUCAAUGAGGUCUGGCCCGGCCUCUACAUCGGGGAUGCGGCUACCGCUCGGGAUAAACCCCUGUUAGCGAACCUGGGAAUCACGCACCUGGUGAACGCUGCUGACGGACCCCGGCACAUCGACACCGGGCCGUGCUUUUAUGUGGACACCGACGUUACCUACCACGGAGUAGAAGCAGCGGACCGUAAAGACUUUGACCUGAGCCCGUUCUUCAGCCCCACUGCAGAGUUCAUCCAAAACGCCCUGCUGCAAAAAGGUAAAGUCCUCGUCCACUGUGCGAGAGGAAUCAGCCGGUCAGCCAGCCUUGUGUUAGCCUUCCUCAUGAUAAAACAACAACUUACCCUUGUGGAGGCUAUCCAGGCUGUUCGCAGGCACAGGAAUAUUCUCCCAAACGCCGGAUUCCUGAGCCAACUCUGCCACCUGGACACGUCCUUAGCCCUGGAGAGGACGGGGAAGUAA
Molecule: messenger RNA, 531 nt
Organism: Lampris incognitus (smalleye Pacific opah)
Lineage: Eukaryota; Metazoa; Chordata; Actinopteri; Lampriformes; Lampridae
Product: dual specificity phosphatase 29-like
Exons: 3
Coding region: 1-531 (176 amino acids)
Biological process (GO): protein dephosphorylation; negative regulation of MAPK cascade
Cellular component (GO): cytoplasm
Molecular function (GO): protein tyrosine/serine/threonine phosphatase activity; MAP kinase phosphatase activity
Source: RefSeq, a predicted model, not a curated record